Molecule: messenger RNA, 840 nt
Organism: Suillus plorans
Lineage: Eukaryota; Fungi; Basidiomycota; Agaricomycetes; Boletales; Suillaceae
Exons: 1
Coding region: 164-604 (146 amino acids)
Biological process (GO): GDP-mannose metabolic process
Molecular function (GO): GDP-mannose 4,6-dehydratase activity
Source: RefSeq, a predicted model, not a curated record
CUCGCACCACCGUCCAGGCCCCAACUAAUUCAAGUUCCACUAUGGCGAUCUCCCCGAAAGCACCAACCUCGUCUACUACAUUCUCGCUCAAGUCUUCCCAACCUAGGCGCACAAUCCCACGUCAAAGUCUCUUUUGACAUGGCAGAAUACACAACCAACAUCAAUGGGCUCGGUACCCUCCACCUCUUCGACGCAAUUUGUACGGCAGGGCUCGAGAAACACGCCAGGUUCUACCAAGCGUCCACUUCAAAGCUCUAUAGAGAGGGUAGUCGAGACGCCCCAGGGCGAAACCACCCCGUUCUAUUCCCGCAGCUUGCACGGCGUCGCUAAGCGUUAUGCAUAUUGGAUCAUGGUAAACUACCGUGAGGCAUACGGCAUGUAUGAGUGUACCGGGAUCUUGUUCAACCAUGAGAGUCCAAGGCGAGGGAGGACAUUGUUACUGGGAAGAUCUGCAGGGCUGUUCAAGUUGCUGAUAUCAGCGUUGGCAAACAUCGCUGUCUGUACCUCAGUGACAUGGGUGCGCAGCGAGAUUGGGAAUAUGGUACAAGUGUGUCUUUCAUUCUCUUCAGCUAACCAAGAUGUGGACUACGUCAAGGGCAUGUGACACAUGUUCCAACAACCCGCCCCUGUCCUCGUGACGGGAGAGGCUUAUCCUGUGAGAGAAUGUGUCGAAAAGGCCUUUGCAAUGACGAUAAGGUACCCGUCUCCUCAAGCUUCCUCAGGUACACACAUCAUUUUCUGAUGUCUGACACAAUCACACUAUCACCCAGUGCAUAGUAUCGCCCUUUUUUGAAUUUGAGUGCUCGGAAGGAACCGGCACCACACGUCUAGUUGUGGUUG